GGCCGCCGUGCAGCUGCUGCGGAUGUCGGUACAUGAGCGGAUCAGCGCUGCCGCUGAAGACUUCCUGCUGCAGGUGGAGAAAGGAGGAGAGGCUCAAGUCCCGGAGCUGAGAGCGAUGCUAACCGAGCGGCUAAUGGCGGCGGAGGAGGAGAUCCUCGCGGUGCUUGAGGAAACCUUGUUAGAGUACGAGGAGCGAGUGGAGCAGACAGAGCGGUCCGAGCGGGAGAUCUGCCGCCAGAGGAGGCUGCUCGAUGCCGUGAUGCAGCCCGAAGUCCGGCUGCACAGAGCAGUGUGUCCUGCAGACGUCCAGCAACUGAUGGUGAUUAAAGAAGAGGUUCCCCCUGAGGAGCAGCAGUGGAGCCCCCUUGUGGACCAUGAAGACCCAAAGCCCCCCCACAUUAAAGAGGAACAUGAAGAACCAUGGACCAAUCAGGAUGGACAGCAGCUUCAAGGACUGGAGGAGGCUGAUAUCAAGUUCACAUUGACGCCUGUCGCUGUGAAGAGUGAAGAAGAUGAGGAGAAACUUCAAUCGUCAAAGCUUCAUCCUAGUGAGACGAAGGAGAACAGAGCGGACUGUGGAGGACCAGAACCAGCCAGGAGCUCAGGUCCUGGUGGACUUUUACAACAAGGUACUGAGGACAAGAGUGAAGACUCUUCUGAGACUGACGAUAGUGAGGAUGAUUGGCUGGAGACCAGGGAAUCUCAGACUGGUUUAAAUACAAGAAACAACAAACAGCCUCUAAGUGAUAUGGGCAAACAAUUUAGUUGCCCUGAGUGUGGUAAAAGAUUUAAGAAAGGCGGCAGGCUAAAGAGACAUAUAAGGAUUCAUACAGGAGAGAAACCGUUUAGUUGCUCUGAGUGUUGUAAAAGAUUUAGCAGUAGGGACUAUCUAAAUACACAUAUGAGGAGUCAUACAGGAGCAAAACCGUUUAGUUGCUCUGAGUGUGGUAAAAGAUUUAGCCAAAGGGGCAGUCUAAAUAAACAUAUGAGGGUUCAUACAGGAGAGAAACCGUUUAGUUGCUCUGAGUGUGGUCAAAGAUUUAGCCAAAGGGGCAGUCUAAAUACACACAUGAUGAUUCAUACAGGAGAGAAACCGUUUAGUUGUGCUGAGUGUGGUCAAAGAUUUCACCGUAGCGACAGUCUAAAUACACAUAUGAGGAUUCAUACAGGAGAGAACCCGAUUAGUUGCUCUGAGUGUGGUAAAAUAUUUAACGAAAGGGGCAAUCUAAAUAAACAUAUGAGGAUUCAUACAGGAGAGAAACCGUUUAGUUGCUCUGAGUGUGGUCAAAGAUUUAACGAAAGGGGCAGUCUAAAUAAACAUAUGAGGAGUCAUACAGGAGAUCAACCGUUUAGUGGCUCUGAGUCUGGUAAAAGAUGAAAGAUUCAGUCCUAUUGUACGAGACGUGAGGAUUCAUUAAGGAGAGAAGUGAUUUAGUUGCAACAUUUGCAACAAAAGUUGUAUUAGGAUUUAUCAGCAGAUAUUCAUAUUAUGCAUAGUUCACUGUUUUAAAUAGACUAUUAACAGUUUUGAUGUCCCUAGAAAAUAUAACUCAUUGAAUAACACGAAAGAUUGUGUUUAUAUAUCUUGUUUCUACUGAUGCCUACAUAAUGCAUCUAUUUUUCAUAAUGUCCUUCAUGUCAUUUUAGGGUUAAAGUGUGUUCCUGGCACAGUAUGAAUGUGUGUUCUUUUUUUUUUUACUUUUUAUUUCCUUUUGUCGAAUACGGUCAUACAUUACAUCGUUUUUAACAUGAAAUUAGGUGCCACGGGUACAAGUCUUCGGUUACUGGGGUUAACUGUCCAUGUAUGUCUCGGGUCCAAGCCAUCAUGAUCCAGAUAUAUCAGAAUCAAGUUACUGAUUAACAAUGUCCACAGACACAAAUCAUCUCACAUAACAUUACAUCAAGACAAUAUUCUGAAAUAGCAUGGCCUGCAUAUGUCCAUUGCUUUAAAGGGAAAACAAAUGGAAAACAAAAGCAAUAUAUAUAUAUAUUUUGCUCAUAUCAGAUGGAAAUGUAGAGCAAUCGGGGACCAGUUGUUUUUUAAAACCUCUAUUUUCAGUUGUAAUAGGGCAGCCAAGUAUUCCAUCCUGUACAUAUCUUGAAUUCUACCCCUCCAUCGGGUUGUUGUGGGGGGCUGUGGCUUCAGCCAGGAGGCUGAUAGUAUAUUUGCUAUUAAAAGAAGGACUCUCAGAA
Messenger RNA from Limanda limanda (common dab), 2193 nucleotides. RefSeq names its product gastrula zinc finger protein XlCGF57.1-like. Gene Ontology annotation, cellular component: nucleus. Gene Ontology annotation, molecular function: DNA-binding transcription factor activity, RNA polymerase II-specific; RNA polymerase II transcription regulatory region sequence-specific DNA binding. Gene Ontology annotation, biological process: regulation of transcription by RNA polymerase II. The transcript is spliced from 2 exons. The record is from RefSeq and is a predicted model, not a curated record. Lineage: Eukaryota; Metazoa; Chordata; Actinopteri; Pleuronectiformes; Pleuronectidae. The coding region runs from base 23 to 1378 and encodes 451 amino acids.